Messenger RNA from Jatropha curcas, 1760 nucleotides. RefSeq names its product strychnine-10-hydroxylase. NCBI's taxonomy places the organism in Eukaryota, Viridiplantae, Streptophyta, Magnoliopsida, Malpighiales, Euphorbiaceae. The record is from RefSeq and is a predicted model, not a curated record. Gene Ontology annotation, molecular function: monooxygenase activity; heme binding; oxidoreductase activity, acting on paired donors, with incorporation or reduction of molecular oxygen.
AUGGUUUUGCUUCUACAAUACCUUGGUCUCACUGCCAUACUUCUGUUUUGUUACUAUCUCCUGAGAAGGUCUCAAUCUAGGAAGGCCAGAGCAGCACCAGAAGCUGGUGAUUCGUGGCCUAUUAUAGGUCACCUACACUUAUUAGCUGGACGUGAGCUUCCCCACAAAGUAUUAGCAGCCUUAGCUGAUAAAUAUGGACCUAUCUUCACCAUCAGGAUUGGGAUAUACCCAGCUUUGGUAGUCAGUAGCUGGGAGUUGGCUAAGGAACUAUUCACAGUCAACGACCCUACUGUAUCCUCCCGCCCCAAACUCACGGGGGCGAAGCUUCUAGGCUACAAUUAUGCCAAUUUUGGAUUCUCCCCUUAUGGCGAGUACUGGCGAGAAAUGCGCAAAAUAACAGCCUUAGAGCUACUCUCUAACCGGAAGCUUGAGCUACUAAAACAUAUUAGAGCCUCUGAAGUAGAGGGCUCAAUAAAAGAUUUGUACAAGUUUUGGACAAAGGACAAAGAUGAGAGAAACCAAGUUAAGGUUGAAAUGAAGAGAUUCUUUAAUGACAUAAAUAUGAAUGUAAUUCUCAGGAUGGUUGCAGGAAAGAGGUACUUUGGUGCUAUUGCUGGGGCUGAUGUGAAAGUGGCAGAGCGAUUUCAAAAGGCAAUGAGGCAGUUCUUUCAGUUGGCAGGAGUAUUUGUAUUAAGGGAUGCUCUUCCAUUUCUUGGAUGGUUGGAUUUUGGUGGAUAUGAGAAAUCCAUGAAAAGAACUGCCAAAGAAUUUGACAGUAUUGUUGGAGAAUGGUUAGAGGAACAUUACAGGAAGAGAAACACUAACGGAGAGCAAGACUUCAUGGAUAUUUUGCUGUCUGUUCUUGAUGGUGUUGAUCUUGCCUGUUAUGAUGCUGAUACAGUUAGGAAAGCCACAGCCAUGACUCUUAUUGCAGGAGGCACCGAUACCACAACCGUAACUGUCACAUGGGGGCUAGCACUAUUGUUGAACCAUCCAAUUGCACUGAAAAAGGCCCAAGAAGAAAUAGACAUUCAAGUUGGAAAAGAAAGAUUAGUGAAUGAAGCAGACAUGAGCAAGCUUGUAUAUCUUCAGGCAAUAGUGAAGGAGAUGAUGAGGUUGUAUCCAGCCGGGCCACUCUCAGGGCAACGAGAAUUCACCCAAGCUUGCACCAUAGGUGGUUUCCAUGUCCCAAAAGGUACUCGUCUUAUUCUUAAUAUUUACAAGAUCCAUAGAGAUCCAAGGGUUUGGUCAAACCCAAAGGAAUUUGAACCAGAGAGAUUUCUGAACACACACAAGGACAUUGAUGUCAAGGGUCAGAAUUUUGAGCUUAUUCCAUUUGGUGCUGGUAGAAGGGCAUGCCCUGGAAUGAAUUUUGGCAUCUUAAUGAGUCAAUUAUUGCUAGCAAGUUUACUGCAGGCAUUUGAGAUCUCAGCUCCAUUAAAUGCACCUGUUGACAUGACAGAAUCUGCUGGAUUAACAAACAGCAAAGCCGCCCCUCUUGGAGUUCUAGUCAAACCUCGCUUACCUGCUCAUCUCUAUGAAUAGAAAUAUUAUAGAAUCCUAAUUUAAUGCUUUGUAUGUUGAAAUCAUACGGGCUAAAGCGUAAAGCUAAGAAUUUGAUAUGUUAUGUUUGGUUUGCUGGACAUGUAUAUAUUUCCCUUUUUGCCUAUUUUCUUUGAUAAGAAGAGGGAAAAUUGUAUAGUAGAAUGAUAAUCUAAUAAAAAUAAAAACACCUCAAGUAGAUGAUUAUGGCGAUUGAA